AUGCUUCUAACACUGCACCAGACACCUCCGCCGGCCCCGUCAAGAGUAGCCAAGAGUAAUCAAGAGGUAGUCAGGAUGUACUUGGAUAGUCAGACACUCCUUGGCAACGCGUGUGUCUCUACGCCUCAACACUCAACACAGACACCUCCAACCGCACACGUUCCUUCAAGAGUAGUUAGGGGUAGUCAAGAGAUAGUCAAGAGGUCACCCAGGCAACCCGCUUUAAGUGUCCCCGGUAACCACACCACCACACCACCACACUACCACACUCCCAUCAGGCCUCAGUGUCCCCUCAUCCCCAUGGCAACCACCCCAUGCACCACCCUCCCCCCAUGCAGUGCUGGACCGCCCUCACCCCACCCCUCCCCCCGUGCAGCGAAGCCCUCACCCCGCCGCGCUAAGCAAUAG
This is a messenger RNA of Scylla paramamosain (green mud crab), 408 nucleotides long. RefSeq lists its product as uncharacterized. The transcript has 2 exons. Bases 1 to 408 code for a protein of 135 amino acids. The record is from RefSeq and is a predicted model, not a curated record. NCBI's taxonomy places the organism in Eukaryota, Metazoa, Arthropoda, Malacostraca, Decapoda, Portunidae.